UCGAUAGCUUCACAGACAGAGCUCCGGCAGCAUGUCGGACUGUUCCUCCCACUGCCACUGCUACACGGGCUGGCUUUUCCUUGGGCUCCUGCUCUUCCUGGAGCUCUGCUGCUGCUGCUCCGCAGCGAGCGAUGCAGAAGCAACCUCGAGUGGCGGCGGCAGCUUCCAGCGCAUCUACCAAACCGAACAGACAGUGCGUACGGCCAAGGGCAAGGAGAUGCAUUCGUACAUGAAUCUCAGUGCCGAUCCCUGUACGGAUUUCUACGAGUAUGCCUGCGGUGGCUGGACAGCGGCAGCCAGCCCCCUCGUGCAGCUGCACCAACGCACAGACGUGGAUCUGCUGCGCUUGCUGGAGGAGACGGCCCACAGGGAGGACAGCGGAGUGGCCAGGCAGGCCAAGGAGUUCUACAAGUCCUGCCUGGUGGCCCAGGCACAUCAGAGCCAACAGCAGCAGCAAUUCCUCAGCGAAUUGAUCCAGCAGAAUGGUGGCUUUCCGGCUGUACCCGGUUCCAAUUGGGAGGUGCAUCACCACGACUACGACUGGCUGCGGGUCCUUGGGGAGCUGCGGCACCGCUUCGGGCUGGACAUACUGAUUGGGCUGCGGAUCGGCUACAACUAUGCGAGUGUCCACGAGAACAGCCUCUAUCUGAGCGAGCCGAGCACCUUGAUACCCCGCGAUCUGUGCACCCACAACCGCCUGGAUAUACGCGACAUGGCCUAUGAGCCGCUGGAGCGGCGCGUGGCCUCGGAGCUGAUGGCCUGGCUGGCCCUGGGGAAUGAGGCAGCCGCCCGCUUGGCCGCUGACAUUCUGAGCUUCGAGCACGAGCUAUGCGGCGGCAUGCUGCAGGACGACUCUUCCGAUGCGUCCUGGGAUGCCGAACGGCAGCUGUACGCCGGCAACUAUACGCGCAAGACCCUGGCGGAGUUCUCCAAGCUCUACGCACUGAAUCUGGAGUCGUAUGUGACGGCCAGCUAUGGCCAGGUGAUCUACAAGCCCGUCUACAUGGCCGCGCCCAAGUACUACCGCCAGCUGCAGCGCACAGUGGCCGCCCACAAUGCCAGCCAAGUGGCCAACUACAUCAUGUAUCGGGCGGUGUCCGCUCUCACCUUUCCCCUGGACGAUCGCACCCAUUUGAGGCGCAACGAGUGCUUGGGUCGCGUCAAGCGGCACCUGCCCACGGCCCUGGGGGAGCUGUAUGCCCGGCAGUUUGCCAGCGAGGAUACGCGCAAGGACCUCGAGGCACUCUAUGGCCAGCUGCAGGACGCCCUGAAGCAGAGCCUGAGCGCCGAUUGGCUGGAGGAGGGCUCGCGGCGUGUGGCACAGCGCAAGCUGUCGGAUUUGAAGCUCCGCUUGCCCCACUACGAGCGGCCGCUGGCCUACAAGCUGCAGCUGGAGCGGAACGGCUACUGGUCGAAUCUCCGGCAGCUGCUGGCCGCUGUGCAGACACAGCAAAUGGGCCGCCUCUUCGAGGAGGAACUGCCCGCGCCCAGUGAUCCCGUGGAGGCGUAUGAGGCACGGGUGCGCUACCGGCCCGUCCAGCGGCAGAUCGACAUGGGAUGGGGCCUGCUGCAGGCGCCCUUCUACGAUCCGCAUUACGGGCAGUCGCUGCGCUAUGCCACGCUGGGCGUGGCUGUGGCACACCAGAUGGCCAUGGCCUUCGAUGAUCCACACUGGUCCGUGGGCCUGCUGGAGCGCGACAAUUGGGAUGGGCUGACGGCGUGGCGAUAUCGCGAUCGGAGCGAGUGCUUCGGCCGCCAGGUGGAGGAGUAUUUGCACGCCAAUGCCAGUGCCACGCGGCAGCUGAUCGCCGACAGUGCCGCCCUCAAUGUGGCCUUUCGGGCCUACCUCACGUGGCUGGGCUUCCAGGAGCCGAACAACGACUUCAAUCGCCUGUCCAGGGAGACCCUGCCCGGCCUCAACUACUCCAAUACGGCGCUCUUCUUCGUGGCCUACGCCCAGCAGUACUGCAGCCGGCAGGAGAGUCGUCGUGGCUCGUGGUCGUCCUUGGCCAAGGAGCUGCCGCCGUACAGUGCCCGGCAGAAGCACAGUUGGCCACGCAUGCAGGUCAACGGUCCGUUGUGGAAUCUGGAGGAGUUUGCCCGAGAGUUUCGCUGUCCCAUUGGCUCGGCCAUGAAUCCGGCCACCAAGUGCAACAUUUACUAGCGGAUAAGUUGAAAUUUCAUGAUCGUUGGGUCACCUGGUUGAGGGCUAGUGGAAACAUGAUAAUAAACUCAAGAAUUGUCUCGAUCAAAGUUCAGGUUUCAC
This is a messenger RNA of Drosophila obscura, 2266 nucleotides long. RefSeq names its product neprilysin-1. Lineage: Eukaryota; Metazoa; Arthropoda; Insecta; Diptera; Drosophilidae. The transcript has a single exon. The record is from RefSeq and is a predicted model, not a curated record. Bases 32 to 2164 code for a protein of 710 amino acids. Gene Ontology annotation, biological process: protein processing. Gene Ontology annotation, cellular component: plasma membrane. Gene Ontology annotation, molecular function: metalloendopeptidase activity.